AUUUCUACAUCACCGAAUAAGAAUGUUUCCAUAUCCGAAGCAGAGAAAUUACCACUUAAUCAUAAUAAAGAUCUAAAUAUUCAAGAUACAAACCUUUCUUCUUCUGAAUCUAAAUCGUCUAUUAUCUCUUCUUCCAAUUGGGAACAAAGUGCCAUUUCUUCUGAAAUAAAAAUUUCCUAUAAUCAAAAAGUAGAACAAGGUUUAAUAUGCGAGUUAUUUGAAUUUAUUAGGAGCAUUGAUUUUGUAUCUUUACAAGAUCCGAAUAAAACUCCUCCGAAUUGUAUAUAUAGCAAACAAUUUUCAGACAUUCUUGUUGGUAUUGAUCUAACACCAGGUUCUAUAUCUCAUUUGGCUCAAUUAUUUGACAAGACCGAAAAAACUGGUCAGAAAGAAAAAUUGCGUUGGUAUUAUUAUAGUGAGGAAUACGAAAAAAAAGUUAUAACUAUUAGUUCAGAAAACAAUAUUAGUGAUCAAAUGGCAAGAACACAAAUUUAUGAUGAAAUGAUGUUAUAUCUACCUGGUAUUAAAAGAGAAUAUAAAAAUGAAACUGAGCUCGAUCCCUGGAUAAUGUCUGAAACUCCCGAACUCCCACAAAUCGAAGAGGACUGUAUCAUCAAGAUUUUUAAGUUUCCAGAAGAAAAAAGUGUAAUCCAUGAUGUGGUACAUAAAUGCUUCCCUUUCUUGACAUAUACCAAUUCUAAUGCAUGGCAUCAAGAUGUAUUUAAAUAUACGGAUCCAGAAGCUAAAUGUUCAAUAUGCAAAGAAGUACAUACACAUUUAGGAAUAUGGGACAACUGGAGCUGUCUAGAGGUAAAGCCUAAGAAGUUUUUGUCUAUUACAGAGGCUAAGAAAAAAAGAUGGACCAUGGAAUGCUUCCGUGCUGAUUUGAAAAGAGAUAUAUGCCUUUAUCGUGGAGGGAUAGAAAGGAAUGAAGAUACCAGAAAAUACCAUAAAUUUUUAACAGAUCGAGAUAGGCUAGUCGGUGAAGAAUUAUUACGUUGCGAUAUACUAAAGAGUGGUUUAAGUACUGCAUGGCUUGAUGAUCUUAUGGAAGAAUGGAAAAAAAUCCAUACUCAAUUCACCCAAAUUUUUAACUAG
This is a messenger RNA of Diversispora eburnea, 1098 nucleotides long. Lineage: Eukaryota; Fungi; Glomeromycota; Glomeromycetes; Diversisporales; Diversisporaceae. The record is from the annotation of a GenBank genome assembly.